This is a messenger RNA of Centrocercus urophasianus (Greater sage-grouse), 3023 nucleotides long. Its product is annotated as lysophosphatidic acid receptor 6-like. Gene Ontology annotation, molecular function: oxysterol binding; G protein-coupled receptor activity. Lineage: Eukaryota; Metazoa; Chordata; Aves; Galliformes; Phasianidae. Bases 1003 to 2097 code for a protein of 364 amino acids. Gene Ontology annotation, biological process: G protein-coupled receptor signaling pathway. Gene Ontology annotation, cellular component: membrane. The record is from RefSeq and is a predicted model, not a curated record. The transcript is spliced from 4 exons.
UCAUGUUUUUGUUUUGUUUCAAUCUUGCCUGCUUGCCCAAGCAACAGCACAUGCGUUGGGUAAUGUGUGUGGGUUGUUGUAUUGUUUUUUUUUUUAAUCAUGAAUGACACCAGAAUCACUGGGUUGUAAAACGGUUCUUGGAAUGCUGAGUUACAGGAAAGUGGAUGAAAGUUGUGACUUCUGAAGAAACAGCACCCAAUUUAAACACUUUCCUGUAGUGGAAGCCACGUGCAGCUCAAAUGCCUGGUACCAUCAUUAUUAGUCUCUCCUUUGUCUGUGAGAGGAGAAGAAUUAGAGAGCUGAGAGUUCAUCGUAGCUCAUCUGGUGAGGGGAUGUCCUUUGUUACGUGGCAAUUCAAAGCAUGCAGGUAAUGAAGGAGGAAUAUUAAUAACCCUGAAGGAUUAAGGAGCUUCCACGCACUGGGUGGGUGGUGAAGGUGCAGGGGGGACGCAGCACCUCCCUGACCUCUCUUAAGGCCCUCAGCAGGGAGACUGAGCUUAGUGGUUGGUGCUGCAGAGGACAGGCCAGCCCAUCUCUGAGCGCUCCCCAAUGUGAAGUGAUGCAUAUCCCCUCACUCUGCUUCCAGAGACCAACAUUUGACAGCAUGAGAAGGAGAGGGAGGAAACUUCUGCUUACUCUUACUUGCUUGGGGACCAGUUUCCAAAGACAGAACUUUGGAGGAGUUUUAACAGAAGAGAACUGAAGCCACUGUGGUGCCAGUAUGCGCAGUGUGGGUGAGCUCAGCUGUGGGUCUAUCAGCACAGCUUGUUCUGGUGUUCACAGCGUGCAGUGACCUUGUAGCUGUGAGUGCAGACCCUGAGAAGGCAGCUUUUGUGUGAGGCGAUGGCCUGAGGUCUGCAACACCACUUUCCACCUAACUUGACCAAGCACAGCUGCCUGAAACGUGCCAUCAGAUCUAACAGCACUGAUAAGCACAGCUUUAGUUCUUAACCACGUGAGAAGAAAUCACACUUCAAACUCAAGAACCUCAUGAGGUAAGGAAUGGCUUAUAACUUUUAUCCUGCUGGAUAUCCCUACACCUCAACAGAAAUCAUGGCAAACGUUUCCUGGACUGAAGGUGUCUCCAACAGGACAGCUGUCAGGUUGGAAGCAGACUUCCAGUAUUCCUUGUUUACUGUUAUUUACAGCAUUGUGUUCGUGCUGGGACUGAUAGAAAACGUCUCAGCUCUGUACCUCCUGUCUAACAAAGCAAGGCAUACAUCUCCUUCCUACAUCUGCAUGAUAAACCUAGCUCUGGCAGACACCUUGUUUGUUUGCAUGUUGCCUUUUAAAAUUCAUUACCACCUGAAUCGGAACAACUGGAUCUUUGGUGACAUGGCUUGUAGGAUCACUGGGACUCUGUACUACAUCAACAUCUAUCUAAGCAUUGUCUUUUUCACCUGCAUCUGCGUCGAUCGUUACGUUGCAGUGCUGCACCCCUUCACGUACAUCCAGAUCAGAGUCACUCACUACGUGGGGGUGGCCACACUCCUUUGGGUGGUUGCCCUGAGCAUCAUGGUUGCGCUCAUUCUCGGUGGCCCCCUCCACAACAGAGGGCCCAGGAACACCACCAUGUGUUUUGAGAACUUUGCAAGGAGCAGCUGGAUUUCUCGCAUGGCCCUUUACAACGUCCUGGCCUUGGUUUUUGGUUUUGUCAUCCCGUUUGCCAUCAUUCUGAUCUGCUACCCUCUCAUUGCGAGGAGGAUCUCCCAGAUCAAACACAGCAUUCGCAAGAGGAAAGCUCUGACGACCAUCUACAUCAUCUUGCUCAUUUGUACUUUCUGCUUUCUCCCAUACCACCUCACCCAUUUCCUCCACUUCUUAAUGAGAAUCCAGGUCAUCCAGAACAAGUCAUUUACUAACCUGAUCUACAAAAUGCGACGGGUCACCUUAGCCCUGGUGAGUUUCAACUGUUGCCUCAACCCUUUCCUGUACUACUUCACCUCUUCUAGCAGGACGUGGCACUUCAACUUCAGGUUCAGAUUCAGGUCUAAAAUGGUGUACACCAUCUGUGAUCAGAAACUCGGAGAGCACUCCUAUAUUUAUAAACUACACCAGAGAUGUGAAAAUAAAAAACAGAGAGAUGGAAUCAACUGACCUACUCCAAAAUCACACAGCUUCAGAGAACUGCUGAGUUUUCUACCCACAGAGUGGGACUACACCAUCACGAGAGGAAAGAAUUUAUCAUUCAUGAGUUACCAAACACCAGAAAGCCACGACUGACUCAACUUGCUUAAAAGCCAGCAACUUUACAGGAUGAGAUUUUGGUAACAGCUGAACAUCUUGCCAUCUUCCUAUGCCUUAACAAACAGGGGAAGGACUUCUAACACUGCAGGGACUUCUCUGCAACUAACCACAAAUGUUAUGGUCUGGACAAAAGAGGAUUUUUUUUUAAAAAAUAUAUUUUACUAGAACCUACAUCAAGAAGGUGCAGGUUUCUUUAAGGCUUGUCAGCUGUUAUUCAUGCUUCCCUCAAUGAAAGUGAAGCUGCUGGGUAAACAACAUGUUUAAAGCUUCAUACUUCUACCUACGUUAUAUUUCUGCUUUGCAUUUUAAUUUUGAAGCUUUGAAAGCUUCUUGUUUUGGCCCUUCAGCAAGAAGACUCCCUGAUAAUAACCUUUAACGACACCCUUAAUGGCUAAAGCCCAGAAAGCUGUUCUGCCCCAUGCACAGAACCCAGGCCUUCAGGUCAGUGCAGGGCUCACUGCGUGGCUGUUGCUUCUAGUUACAUUUGUGAACAAAAAGCUGGAAUGGCAUUGCUGAGGUUUUAAAGAAAAUGAGCUGUGGGAGUAAAAGAAUGCUGAAUCUCUUACCUUACUGUGUAAGUGAUGUGAAGUUUGUUCUUCAGGACUUCUUAAGAACAGGCUGCAGUGACAACCUAGCCCUGUUUCCAAAUAGAGGAAGACUGGUACUGCUGAACACUCUCACUGUGGCUAAUGAACAGACACUGAAGUUCCUUUUUCAAAUGUUUCUCUAGUUCUGUUUUAAUAACGUAAACAAAAUAAGAUCUGUACUUUUCUGAA